Molecule: messenger RNA, 5735 nt
Organism: Melanotaenia boesemani (Boeseman's rainbowfish)
Lineage: Eukaryota; Metazoa; Chordata; Actinopteri; Atheriniformes; Melanotaeniidae
Gene: sall2
Product: spalt-like transcription factor 2
Exons: 4
Coding region: 341-4555 (1404 amino acids)
Biological process (GO): regulation of transcription by RNA polymerase II
Cellular component (GO): nucleus
Molecular function (GO): RNA polymerase II cis-regulatory region sequence-specific DNA binding; DNA-binding transcription factor activity, RNA polymerase II-specific
Source: RefSeq, a predicted model, not a curated record
UAUGAGUAAAUACAGCCAGACAUAAUAAACCUUUUGUCAUGACAGAGUGAAACGCAAUUUGCGACGGAGAUAAAUCAUUGAAGAAAAAAAAUGCGGCUGUCCGACUGCGCAUCACUGGGAGUGAAUAGGGAAAUGCUGCGCCAGUGUCCCGGCUGAGAGACGGAGCUGAUCGGACUCGAGCUCCUGAGCUUCUCCUCCUCCCCCCUCCACACACAAGUCUUUAGACAUUCUGCAACGUCGGGGCCAAAAAAAUCAUCUUUUCCAACAUGCGCGCAGGAAAACAUAAUAAAAGUUGAGUGUUGGCCAGUGCGCUUCAGCGUUGGGCCCAUCCUGCAGAAGCAUGUCCCGCCGGAAACAGAAACGACCCCAGCAGCUUAUGAGCCUGACCCCCGCAGCGUGUCGGAUACUUGAGCAUGGCGACAACUUGGCUGUGAAAUCAUCUUCCUUUCCAAUUAUCUUGGACUUCUCUACAUCUUCUUCUCAAAGUUACCAGCUACCCCUUGCUGUCUGUUCAUCUUUUAAGGGCUCUCAGAGCCCCCCUCCACCCACAGAGGGUCCAUUGCGACUUUGUUCAAUAAAAGAAAACCCACAGCAAGCCCUCAAAGACCUACAGCCCUGUCUGUCUCCUGACUUCCCUCACUCUUCCCUCUCUUCCCAAGCACAAUAUCCACCUGCCCUUCAGCUGUCUGGUUCUUCAUCUUAUCCCAGUGCUAUCAUUCACUCUUCCCGAGGUGCAUACAUGGCCUCUCCCAAGUUAGGGCUGUCAGCCACCACCACCACCUCUUCUUCCUCCUCAUCGUCCUCAGCUUCUUUAUGUCCUCCACCUCACCCUGGAAGCCCCAGUCGGGUGCCUGAGGGCCCUCCAAGUCCUGUUACUCCCACCCCAAGCCCAGGAGUGACAUCUGCCUCAACUGCACCCGUCAGGACCCAACUGAGCAUUGCUUUGAUCCUGGAGGAGCUUCGGGUGUUACAGCAAAGGCAGAUUCACCAGAUGCAGAUAACAGAGGAGAUCUGUAGACAGGUGCUAUGCCUUGGCGGUGCAUCCUAUAGCCUAGACACACCAUCCCAGCAUCUCCUCCCUCCCCUGCCUCAGCUCUGCCUGGAAAGUAGCAAAAGGCCAUCGAGCCCCAUAACCCAGCCAACUGGACCUCAGACCUCCACCUCUGUGGCUCCGCUCCUGGCAUGUUUCUCUUCCCUGCUCCCCUCUCAGACAGCCAACAAACCCAUACAGCCAUGUUCUUCAUUGUCUCAAAUCUUACAGCCACAUAAAUCACAGAUGGAAGAAACUGGAGGGAGUGCAGGGGCUCAUGGUUACCUGUGGGAGAGUUCUCACUGCUCCCCUCCCUUCACCACUUCUUCUGCAGCCACUUCCACAGGUUCCUCCACCUAUCCCCUAGCCCUGUCUUUAACUGUACCCAAUCGCUAUCUUCAUGAGAAAUCUCCUAAUACCACCUCAGUGAGUGGGCAGAGUGACCUGUCCUUUCUAAACUCAUCGCUCCCCACAUCGCUGUCUGUUAUUCCGAACUCACAACGUGGUCAGCAAUCUGCAUCUGUGGGAAGCGACUCUUCCUCUACAUCUAGUUCCAACAACACUGGCCGUCUCCAUCACCCCUGCCGCUUUUGUGGGAAAAUGUUCAGCAGUGAUUCUGCCCUGCAGAUACAUCUCCGUUCCCACACAGGAGAAAGGCCCUACCAGUGUCCAGUGUGUCUUAGUCGUUUCACCACACGAGGCAACCUGAAGGUCCACUUCCUUCGCCACCGUGAACAGAACCCAGAGCUCUCACUUUCACUUCUGCCACCAUCAUUGUUUGGGGUGGCAUUAGGGGCCACAGGAGGCUCAGAUAUGGGGCAGACUGUGAGCAGUUGCAGCAGUAAUAGUGGCAUGAAUACAACUCAGAAGAAGCGAAAAAUUAGGGCGGAGGAUGAAACAUGUGGAGAUAAUUUGGAGGUCAGUGGUUCUAGUAGUGGACUUUCACUGGGGACCCCUGGAGGAUCUACCCCUUCUACCCUACCUCUCCCUUCGAGUAUGAAUCUGGCCUUGAUUUCUCACUCUCUUCUUCAACUCAACAGGGCUGCUGCUGCAGCUGCUGCAGCUUCUAUUGCUUCCUGCUCAUCACAUUCAUCCCCCUCCUCCUCAUCCUCCACAUCUUCUCUGGCUACCUCCCUUCUCUCAAACCCAUCUUUAUCUUCGUCUUCUUCCCUCACCGGGUUAUUCAAAGGUUCCAAACAGCAGCACUUUGAUGAAAACACUCCACCUCAUGCACCAAUGCUGUCGCCUGCAGCUUAUUCUCAACUAGUCCACCUCCCUAAGCUUCUUUUCCCAUCGGCCUCGUCUUCUUCUACCCAGGCUGCACAGGCACCCCCAUACAACCAUCCAGCAUUGAGUUUGCUACGGGCCCAGCUACCCUCCAGUGCAGGCUCCCAACAACACGCUUCCAGCCAUACCCAGCUUUCUUUCCCUGUUUCUUCCUUUCCUAAAGUUCCAGGUCUAACCACCACCACUCCAUCCCCCUUACCCUCCUCCAUAGCUACUGCUACCCCUACAUCUGAAACUUCCAAGUUGCAAAGACUGGUGGACAAAUUAGAGAGGGCUCCUCCAAACUCAUCUUCUUCAUGGACUUCCUCCUCUGCUCCGACUUCCAUGCUGGAAAUUUUAUCUAGCAGUACUGCUACCUCGUCAGUGAAUUUAGCCAACAGUCAUUUCACAAAUGCCAGCACCUCUACCACAUAUGUCAUGGCAUCUCCGUCUUCGAACCUUGUGACCACCUCUGUGUCCCACUUCACCCGUGAGAUGAUAGCUGCUCUGGGAAUGAGUGCCAAUGGAGCAAAAGCUGUGGCAGGUGGCCUGCUUCCAUCUCUAAGCAUCACAGGUUCAGCACAUAAUCUGACCACCAAUCAGUGUGGGGUGUGUCUACGGGUGCUGAGCUGUCCUAGAGCACUCCGGCUGCACCAGGCCACACACCUCGGAGAACGUCCAUUUCCAUGUAAGAUAUGUGGACGAUCCUUCUCUACUAAAGGCAGCCUGCGGUCACAUCUUGCCACCCAUCAUGCCCGACCUCCCAAUGCACGUGUCCAAAACUCCUGCCCAUUGUGUCAACGUAAAUUCACCAAUGCUCUUGUUCUUCAGCAUCACAUUCGCAUGCACCUUGGAGGACAUUUGCCCCCGGAUGGCACAGAGGACUCUGAACAUGACAUGCCAGCUGAAUCUAAUCCCAAAUCCUUGUCUCAGUCCCAGUCCACUGACCAAAAUGCUGCCUUAAGUAAAACACCUCCCCAAGCUACCCCAACUUCAAGCUCACAGUUUCAAACUGCAGCAGCUGUCUCUUGCAGCAAAAAAUCAGCUAAUAAAAGUCUCAGUAAGUCUGCAUCUUCCAGCCCAGAUCAAAUCCCCCCCACUGACCUUAGCCCUGACCCUUUUAUGAAUCCCACCACACAAACAUCCCCAUUAGGCAGUGCAGACCCCCCUGUCCUUUCUGUCAGUGCCCCUCUGUCAGCCUCCCAAAAGACAGAUCAAACUUUGGCAGCUGACAAUGACAGUCAAGUUCAUAAACAGGCCUCUGUGGAUAUUUGUAUUCCUAAUUCUAACCCCUCACCAAUUCCCUCCAGUUUGACCAAAAUCACAGAGUCCCCUCCUUCUAAAUUCACAGACAGUGGAGAGGCGGAAGCAUCCACCACCUCAGAUGUCUUCCUUGCUUCCAAACCCAACCUGGAGGACAUACAAAGCAUCUCUGUUGUUGAUACUUCCUUAGUUUUCCCAUGUCCCAGUACCACCUCUAACCUCAUCUCCAGUCAAGAUGUCUGUGAUGUUAAUGCAUUGACAGCUUUCCAACCAGACUCUGUCUCCCCAAGGCCCCAAUCCCCAGAACCCAUGGAGGAAGACAAAGUUCAGUCUUCUCCACCUGUAACACCAAAACAAGACCAUGUAACUGUGCCUGAUGAAGAUCCCAAAUUGACACCCCCUGAGAAAAACUCAGACCAUAAACCAGCCGAAGAAAGAGGUGGAUCCCAGAAAGCAGCUACUUCGGUGAGGGAGACACGUCAGAGCUUUCAUUUUGGUUCAUAUGGGAGAGAAGAUCGAGCAGAAGGGAUUAAAAUGAGUGGGCUGGUUUCAAGUGAUGUUCUGGAUGCUUCUGUACCCAUCAGUCUUGCUCCAACGCUCCCAUCUCCACUGUCACGUCCUGAAAAAAAGACCUACUGCUGUGCUGAUUGUGGAAAAGAGUAUGCCAGUCGCAGUGGAUUGAAGGGGCACAUGAAGCACCAUGGUGUGGUAACCAAAACAUCCCGUCCACCUCCCAGGAGCAGCCGUUCAUCUUCUGAGCAACUUCCCUCCUCAACAUCUGUGGCAUCCUUAAACAUUCCAGCCACCAGGAGCUCAGCGAGCUUCUGGAACCAGUAUCAAGCCUUCCUCAACACCAGCACCGAGCCAGCUGAUGACCCAAACUCUGCAGGCCAAGGUGAAAAGGAAUCAUCGCAGACUUUGAAAUCACCUGCUCGGUCACAGAUGGAUCCAAGAGCCUCUGAGGAAGCUGGGGAAGAGUCCGGUGAAGGGUCGUAACUCAAGUCAAGUCGGAAUGACUUGGCUGGAAAAUGUUCUGGUGUUUCCAAUCAUUGUUUGCCUUUAAGCACAACUGAGUGGAAAUUUGCAUAUUAUUGAUUCCUUAACACAUUUCAGGUAGCUUGUCAGUUUGAUAGUCAGAAUAAUAUGUUUUUAUGUAAAAGUUGUGAGUCAGUCAGCUUGGUCUUGUGUUUAAAAAAAUUUAAAAAAGACAGCUACAGUAAAGCUUAAAAAAAUUCUAGUUAUUCCUGGAUUUGUUAAAAGGUGUAGCUAAGACAUGGGUCGUGUAUUUCAUUGUGUUUGUUUGAACUUACCAGCAGGCCCAGAUGAUAUUAACGCUUCUUACUGAGUCAAAGGUGCACUGCAACGGCUAGUUUAACUCAUUUUAAGUCAUUUUUGUCAACAUUUUGGUGCUGUUGUGUCAUGUACUAAAUCUCAUCCAUGGCGCCAAAGGAGGUUCAAUCUAACCAAAAAUGAUUGUUUUGACAAAUGCAACAACCCAGGUUUGUUUCAUGUUUAGACGUCAUUUGUACUGAUAUGAAGUGAUUAAUUAAGCUAAACUGAAGCAAAUCCAAGCUAACAAUAUGAAUGUGUAUCUGUGUGGGGGGGUAUUAAGUCUUUAAUCCCCAUCUCGUGGUUUUAAAAACUACUUGUUGACAUCAUGGUGGUUUAAUUUUCACUGUGUUGUCCCUUCUAAACAGAAGUACACCUGCAGUGUUUUUGAGCCCAGCAAGGGCCCGAUCCAUCAUGUUGCCCUUCAGCUUUGUGAAUAUUAUUAUUGUUAUUGUUGUGUGGUUCAGAAGUAAUAUCUAUAACAUGACUGAAGUUACUAAAGUUACUUAACCUUUACGUUUACAAAUAUCUAUAAGUCUAUGUCUUUGUUGUAAGCUGUACUUUCAGUAUCUCCAUAUUAAAGAAAAGAAAUUAAUGUGUUUAAAUGUUUAAGGGAAUUUUAAAUCAUAGAACAUUUAAGUGGUUUAUUUGUAGUAAUUAUAAACACAUAGUCUGGUAUAUGAGGAUGUUAAUUUUCUAUGCUUUCUGCCAACAAAUCAACAUUUUCCUCUCCUGUGUUAUGAUAGAGGAUAUAGAGCACAAACAAAACAAAGAAAAACAUCAGAUCUUUUACUGUGAAAAAGUAAGUUUACUAGCACUGCCACCAAAUUAAUUAAAAUGUUUAGUA